AUGCAAGAUAUUUACCUUAUAACACAAAUAUUUGCAUUUGAUGAUGGUUGUAUAACAUUACAAUUAAACAAAUUAGUUCAAAAACAUAAACAUCAAAAUAUAAAAACUUUUUGGAGAUAUAAUUAUAAUGCUUUACUUUACUUUAUUAAUAAUUAUGCAGAAAUACAUGGUUUACUAUUACCAGGUUGUCAUGUGCAUCAAGAUGCUUACCAAACUAUUUACUUUCCAACAGCUGAUACAAAAAGAAAAAUUUAUAAUUUAUAUAUAGAUUCUGUAGUAAAUUUUGAUGAUGCAAAAAUGGAUGAAUCUACUUUUUGCCAUUUAUGGGAUAUUUAUAUACCAGAAAUUCAAAUUAUGUCACCUCAAUCAGAUCUUUGUGAAGUUUGUCAACAUCUCAAAUAUGAAAUUUCACAUAAUUGUGAUGAUACCAUUAUUAAAACCAAUAAAUAUAUUAUACAUAUUAAUUUAGCUCAUGGUGAGUGA
This is a messenger RNA of Racocetra fulgida, 483 nucleotides long. The record is from the annotation of a GenBank genome assembly. Lineage: Eukaryota; Fungi; Glomeromycota; Glomeromycetes; Diversisporales; Gigasporaceae.